Molecule: messenger RNA, 333 nt
Organism: Sugiyamaella lignohabitans
Lineage: Eukaryota; Fungi; Ascomycota; Dipodascomycetes; Dipodascales; Trichomonascaceae
Exons: 1
Coding region: 1-333 (110 amino acids)
Source: RefSeq, a predicted model, not a curated record
AUGAAGCCUUUGGCAAAGAUUGAAGAAGAAGAUGAGUUUCCAGAACUGAUAGAAUAUUUGAGGACCGUCUCUGGUGUUGGACCAUCGAUUGCUGCACAAGCAGCUUCGGAGCUCCCAGAGAAUGCAUCCGUCAGAUACACAUAUGAAGAUGCACCAGAAAAUAUUGAUUCAGAACAACAGCGCAAGUUACGAGAAAUAUUGAACAGUGAAAACCCCGAAGAAGGGUUACGGAAGUUCAUGGAAGAAGCGGUUCAUAAUCAAUUUGGUAAUUCUGAAUCUCAAGCUGAAUCCUCUUCGUCUCCUGCUUCUCGUAAGAAGCAAAGACAAGUUUAA